Jaculus jaculus (lesser Egyptian jerboa) is the source of this 1476-nucleotide messenger RNA. RefSeq names its product PRAME family member 12-like. The transcript has 3 exons. The record is from RefSeq and is a predicted model, not a curated record. The coding region runs from base 1 to 1476 and encodes 491 amino acids. Gene Ontology annotation, cellular component: cytoplasm. Gene Ontology annotation, biological process: positive regulation of cell population proliferation; negative regulation of cell differentiation; negative regulation of DNA-templated transcription. Lineage: Eukaryota; Metazoa; Chordata; Mammalia; Rodentia; Dipodidae.
AUGAGCCCCCAGGCCUCACCCACUCUCCUGGAGCUGGCCAUGCAGAAUCUGCUUAGGAAGGAGGCACUGGCCAUUUCUGCCCUGGAGGAUCUGCCUGGGGAGCUCUUCCCACGACUGUUCAAGGCAGCAUUUGUCAACAGACAAACAGACAUCUUGAAGGCCAUGGUGCAGGUCUGGCCCUUCCCCUGUCUUCCCCUGGGGGCCCUGAUGAAGACAAAGACAGUUCAUACGGAAACCUUACAAGACAAGGUAGUUCCCAUGGAAACUUUACAAGUCAUCCUGGAUGGGCUGGACUUGUUGCUUGCUGAGAAAACUCGUCCCAGGAGGUGCAAACUGCAAGUGCUAGAUUUACGUAGUGAGCACCAGAACUUCUGGAAGGUAUGGGCUGAAAAUACAGCAGAUAUCUGCUCAGCAGAGGCCAAGAGUAGGAAGCAAGCCCAGCAGACCCGUCCAGGGAUGGGGACCAAGCAGCCCUUGCAGGUGUUUGUAGACGUGCACCUCACACAGAGAGUCUUGGAUCCAUUCUUCAACAUCUUUGUGUGGGCAGAGGAAAGAAAAGGUUUGCUCCAGCUGAGCUGUAAGAGGUUGAAGAUUUCAACAGUGACCAUCCAGAGAGCCACAAAGGCCCUGGGCCUGCUGGACCUGGGCUGCGUGCAGGAGGUAGAAGUCCAGUGCACCUGGAAACUGGCCACCUUGGCUGCCUUUGCUCCCUACCUGGGCCAGAUGAAGAGUCUUCGCAGGUUCUUUCUCUCCCAUGUCCAAGUACCUGUCUCCAUUUCCCCAGAGGAGAAGGAGCAGUUUGUCACCCAGUUCGCCUCUCAGUUUCUCAACCUGAGCUGCCUCCAAGAGCUCUUCUUAGCCUCUGCCUCCUUUCUCGAAGGCUGCCUGGCCCAGAUGCUCAGGUGCCUAAAGGCCCCCUUGGACGCCCUGUCAAUUACUGACUGCCAGCUUUUGCAGUCAGACUUGGAUGAUCUGUCCCAGUGUCCGAGCAUCCAUCAGCUGAAGCAUCUAAACCUGAGUGGCGUCCAACUGACCCAUUUCAGUCCUGAUCCACUCCGUGUUCUGCUAGAGAGAGUCGCGGCUACCCUGCAGACCCUAGACUUGGAGGGCUGUAGGAUUGAGGACUCUCAGCUGAGUGCCCUUCUGCCUGCUCUGUGCCGCUGUGUCCAGCUCACUACAUUCAACUACUUGAAGAACUCAGUAUCUGUGGAGGGCCUGGAGCACCUGCUGCGCCACACUGCCAGGCUGAGCCGCUUAAGCCUGGAGAUGUAUUCUGUCCCGUGGGAGAUCUACCGGGUCCAGGGAGCAGGGCACCGUAGGAGGCUGGAGCAGCUUCGGGAUGAGCUGAGGAGAACUGUGGUUCUGUUAGGGCAUCACAAAACAAUCUGGUUCAGUAUUAUUCCCUGUCCUCCCUAUGAAAGAAGAGCUAUCCAUGAGCCUGAGCUCAGGCAGCUUCAGGACUAUAACCCUGCCUAG